AUGAACCCACGACGCCAACUAGAUGAAGCUGACGCACAUCAGGAAUCGUCCUCCUCUGCAGGAGAAGAUGAGACGGACCAAAGUUUUCCUGCACAGAAUCUUCCGGCCUCUGUCCUUGAGGCAGUGGGAGGGCGGGCGAGGUAUCCUGGUGAGCACCAUAGUAUACAUGAUCUCGCUCCCUUGGGCGUGGUUCCGCCUCCGCAGAAAACCCCACCGCGCAGUCCAAUCUGGGCCGCGGCAGCGAAGGGCAAGGGCGAGCCCCCGCAGAAGGCUCCGCCCAAGUAUAUUCUUGCCGGCCGGUCUGCUCCGCCGCCCGUGACGCUGGAGGGCGAUCUUUGCACCCUCCCAUCAGCUCCUUGCGUCGACCAUGCGACAUCAACCUCCAGUGCCGCUUCUUCGGUAAGAAGCCGACCCCCUGGGGGCGUUCCAUCGUAUACCUUGUUCGGGACGUCGCCGAUUUGGAGCGAAAGGCGAAGCCCGGCACAAGCUCCGUGGCCCAAUGCGAAGAGUGCAUCUUCGGAGAUGGACAUUUUUUCCAGCAGUGAGCCUGAGCGCCUGGUGCUUCCACCGGCUGCGUCGACUUCGGCCAGCGAUGUAGUCGCGGCACCUGUAGUCGUAGAAAAGCAAAAAAUAGAAAUUCUCUCUUCUGAAGAACGUGAACAGAGACGGCCAUCUCCUCCACCAAUGCCCCCACCAGGUCCCGAAGAGGCGCUGGAGCGAAAUUCGCUGGGGAGCGGGACGGCACUUGAUGGAGCAGGGGCGCGGGCCGCCGAUGUUGCAAGUGCCACCGCUGGAACAACCCUCCUUUCCGGACUUCGUUUGGAAGCGAAACCCGAACCACGGGAAAUCGAGCGUGCGAUGGAUAAAUCAGCUGCACCCGCCCGAAAAGGCGAUUCUGAGGUGGAAGCGACCGUCGAGCAUCUGGUGGCACCGGCCGACGCCUUGUCCUUCUCGUCCCUUUCAGCAGCGCCGGCCGCCUCGUCACGCAAGGGGUCCGCCUCCACCUCAGAAAGUUCUUCUUCGCCCUUUUUUGGUCCAGCGGCCACGGAGCUCGUGACCGGGUCUUUCCGAGCGCUGGAACAGGAGAGCCGUCAGGGGGAUGUUUUGGCGAAAGAAUCAGGCGAGACCGAGGCGACAGCAACGCCGGAGGAGGCGGAGAAGGACAAACUACCCUCAACGCUAGCGGAGACGGAAAAAGAGCUAGUGGAAAAGAUGAUGAACUAUUUCCCGAGAACUGGCCACCCCCAUUCACAAAUUGUCACGAAAAACUACAUGGACAUGGAGUAGCAUCGGCUUUUGUCAUGCAAAAAGUGGACGGGCACGGGGAUGAUUAGUUUUCAGGGAAUAGGACUCUGCAGCUGCUCACGAGCACGAUCGACAAGAUUUCCCGGGAAGGGAGGGAGGUAGCGGCCAACUACACUGCGGGCGUUCCGGGCAGUCUUCUCGCGAAGCUGGCCUCCCUCCAGGAUGCUUGCUCCGAAGUGCAUAAGGAACUUGCCUCGGCUGAAGCAUCAGCGGCCGACGGCGGAACAUCCGGCGCGUGUCGCCUCGCUCAGGACGGGGAACGGCCACAACAGCGUGAUAAAGCCACUGAAACCAAUGUUAUUGUAGCAGCGCCGCAGGGCGAUCGUUUGAUGGAGCAGGCGGUGGAAGACGUCGCAGAGGGGUCUUCUGAACGCAAAACGUCAGCCAGCCAAGGAGUUCUUGAUGCUAGUUCCUCAGCACAGAGAAAAACCGAGGUAGUCCAUGUUGCAACCAAGACGAGAAAAAAGACAACAAAUUUUUCAGCUGCUGGAACUGGCGGCCCCGGGACCAAGACGUCACCACAAGUCGCCACAACCAAAAUAACUCAAGCGAAAAAGCAAGCGAAUGACGGCAGCAGGGGAACAAGUGAAGAGGCAAACGAUCGGGCUGUCGCGAGCAGCCACGAAGCUGCAAAAACUGCAGGCGUACACGAAGAUGAACGCGUUCAACAGAGAUACGAGGAUGCAAUUAAAGAGAAAGACACGUCCGCGCGCCCAGCGUUGAAAACAGCUGCGCGCUCUAGUGCAGUCGGCCCGUCCGCCACUUCUGAGGCAAAGCCGGUGCAGCGCGGUGCGGCAGGUAAGACGCGAGCAAAGUCGCCUUUUGCCGGCCCACGGCGGCCACCGACACCGCCGAGAUCAGACAAUGGAGAUUGUCGGGGGAAGAAGGAAGGCUUAAAGAUUUCGAGUCCGACGAGUAGAGGCGAGGGAACAUCCUUACCUGCGGAGGAGCACAGAGCAGGGGUGGAUCGGGAUGCGAGGGCAGCGAAACCGGAAAUCGCUGCGCAACACCCACAAGGUGCAGGUAGGGCAGACAAUAUCCAAAUAGGACGAGGUAUCGAAGAUAGGCUUUUCUUUUUCUUGAACGCAGGCGAGCCUUUUUUCAUCCUGUCAGAGCUGCUAGGAAAGAAGUUUGAAGUAUUGCCAGCCUCCCCUAGUCAAUUUUUUUGAGCCCUUCCGAAAUUUACAAUUUAUUGUUCAUAGUUUUCCAAUAAAAAAAUCCCUCACGACGACCUCCUAUAUUGGAGUUGCGGCUGCUCCCCGCGUUACAUCACAUCUACCAUCAUUGCAACGUGUUCAAAUAGGUACAGGGAAAUCCAGAAACACUUCCAGAAGCAAGUCCAGAAGCAAAGCCUCGUCAUCGUCGAAAAAAGCUUCGCCCAAUUCUCCAACCACACAGACAGGAGCCUCUCGCGUUUCCGAACGCGACCGUAAAAUGGACGAGCUCGCGCUCGCGGACAAUCUGGCUGAGGGAAUUGAAAAAUCGCAGCAAAAUGACCCGCGCGGGCAAAGAACAGCAGUGCCAGUUGCGCACCGCGUAGAAGCCCUCCCCGCAGGUACAAGCUGUUGAUCAUACAUUGCAGCCUGCUAAAUUCUUACCUAGCUGUCUUUAUUUUUUCAUCUACAUUUUGUUUCUUCUUUCUUUGUCUUUUUGAUCUUGACUAUGACACAUAAAUCCUCAACCAACGAUGAGAACACUGAUCCACUCCAAAGAUCCAAAGCACACCUAAACGGGCACGAACGUCACUAGUUCAAUUCUACUUGAGUGAGAAAGCUAGAGAACCUGAAACAGGCUAAGCCGGGCACAGACGUCACGGCUAGGAAUGUGAUGGAUCCCGCAGGCCCCAGAUUUGCCUGCGCGCAUAGUACCAUCGACCUUUACUCUUCCAAUGAACCCCAGGGCCCUUGAUGUCAGUAUUGGCACAUACACACAAACAUACCUUUCUGCAUAUCUGCACCACCUCGAAGAGGUGUUGCGUUUACUCGUAGCGAGUUCUACCUCGUCGUUGGUUAGUUCGCAUCUUCACAUUGACUGAGGUGUGCUCUGCUGUGUGUUUUUCUUUAGCGUUACAGCAAGGGUUGUAGCCUGGGUUUCCUCGGAAGAGGAUAAUGCUAAUGCACGGGGACUACGACUACAACGACUACCACCUCUAUUAUCAUGCGUGAAUAAAUGCAAAAUCAAAAAUCAGAUGAUACCGACGGCUAUCCAGCGAAACUCGAGGUAUCUCGCACAGCCCACUUUCUAUAUGGGCUGGUAGAAGGGCGCGGCGCGACAAAGCUUGCCUUUUUAGAAUCUCCGGAAGCCCCACAGUAUUUCAAUGAGGUUGCGCGCCUUUUCGAAAUUAAGCUUCGCGAGAGUGGUCUACCUGCACAAUAUCCACGGCUCUGCGAAUACAUGCGGAUGCUAGUUGCCGAAUACGUGCGCACCGGUGAUUCGUCGAUCCAAGUCGUGGGAGGUACUAUUGGUCUGAACAAUCCCAGUGCGGCAGCAUCAGUGGCAGCUUCUUCCGGUAGUUCGGUACUUUUGCCGACGGAUACAACGUUAAGUGGUGCUGUCGAAGGACCGCGCGGAACUUCUGCCUCGUCGUCAUGGAACAACAGACGGAAAGGCGCUGGCGCGGGAGGGGCGAAACACGGCAAAAGUGGUAAAGGGCAGAAGGACAACCGACGCGGUAGCAGAAGCGGGAGCGACGACCACGACAUGGAUGCGCUGGACGCGGCGAACCCCGAAAACGUUGCGCAAAAAAUGGUCGAAAUCUUGGGAAUCGUCGCAAAAGUGCAGACGGGACUGCAAAGAGGUGUGCAAUUCCUACGCCCCAGUUUCUACGCGAGGCUCUUGGCGCGAGAAUUUGGAAUGUUCGUGACCGAAUUCAAGGCGCUCUACGACGAACUGCUGCGUACAACCUUAGCUAGGGGUGGAGCGCCACUGCGCCGCGGGGCGGCGGAAGCAGGAGACGGAGAUCCUGCACAGGGAUCAUCUUCAAGUGGUCGGGACCACAGCAAGCCGAACAACCGCAAGAGGCACACCAAGACUGGAGGCACAAGUGGAGCUGCAACUACACCAGGAGCUGUCAGACCCGCCUCAGCUGGUGCUGCGUCCGCAGUUCCUCGUGCUGGGGACACGACCAGAAUGCGGUUUCCCCGAGUUUGGUCGCGUAGCUUCUGGCGUUCUGUUGCUACACGUGCGCGCGGAGGUGGACGGCGCCAAGCUUUGCGACGCUUCGGGCGAGCGUUUGCUCAGUCCCGAGGUUUCACUCUCGGCUGCUCCGUCGUGAUCGUCCGGUUUUUGUUCGACGCACUCAUGGCAAUUAACUACUUCAUGGUCCUGGAACGGUCACUGAUUUUGCACAAUGUGCCGCCCUCCCUGACGACUCCCUAUAUCGGCUCCGACGGGCAAAUUCACGAUCCGGUCAACGGCAACAGAGUCGUGGGUGUGGAAACCGACGGCGCGCCCCUGACCCACGGAGAAAUGAUUUGCUCGCAUCUGCCGCGGCCCAGCAGUUGCGCAAAUAUUGUGAUGGCGUCGGCAGCACAGCAGCUGCAGGGCUUGAGCGUGGUCGAGCGCGCGAACUUGUGCAACGACGCACUGUACGACAUCGCCCGCUACGAGCAAGCUGCCAUGCGUGUGAAGCAGGAGGCGGAGCGCAACGGACAGGAAGUGGAAACUCUCUUCGACACACCUCACGCAGACCUCGAGGCCAGCGAGCUGGAUUCCACGUCUAAACGUUUCUUUUUCCGCCUGGUAAAUUACUUCUACCCCCUGAGGAGCGACGUCAUGUACCGUGGGGAAGAAAACGCGCCCAAGUGCACCACGCUGCAGGAAUAUUUGUCAGCCCAGCAGAACGCUGUCAAAGAGGCUCUCGGCAACCGCUUCGAACGGCACGUCUCCUGGGACGAACUACAGAAAUUGGUAUGUUUUUUUUCGUUUAAGUAUAUCAAAUCAUGACAGCCGGAGUUGAGCUCUAAGUAAACCACACUGGCGCGAUUUAGCUCGUUGUCGAAGACCCGGUGGAGAAUACUUUAUCUCCAUCUCGUCGGGAUUUUCUUUACAGGAGGCGAUGCUUGAGGCUGGAAAAAAAUCACGGACGCAGCUCCAGAGGCAAGUGGCGGUUGCUGCAAAGAAGGCGCGCGAGGGCGAGAAGGGUCUCGGGAACGAUGCAGAGUUGUACCAGGCAGCUGCUCUCAAGCGGAAGGCGGAGGAGGUGGAUCUGACGAAGAGAAGAAGAAAAGAGGAGGUCAUGAAGAAAAAGAUCGAACAUGAAUGGUCGCGUUUCGCGCUUGGAAAGCGCAGUGGACUGGUGAACGUGGCCACCCGGGGGCGGUAUGCGGUCGGUGACGAGCGCCUGGGUGACGUAGUCGGUGCGGCGGCCUUGCGUAGUGCCGACGUUAUUCUUGAGUGCCAGGGGCCGGAUGCGGUCGAGUCUGAGAGUACCAGGGAAGCAGCUGUAUUCCCCAUUCUCGGCGCCCUGGCUUCGCCGCACGCCGCGACGAUAAUGGAGGCCGCUUUGGAGUACUACAAAGCCCACAAUAUUCGUUUCGAUGGGACGACGGGCACCGAGGAUCGGGUAGAAGAUGGUCGAGCCAGUGCCUCCAGUGGCGGCUCAGACGGAGCGGAGCGUACUGCAGAGGGCACUUCUGCUCCACGUGCAUCGGCUGACGAACUCACGGGUAACAUAGCUGGCAUGCCGAAGGGGCUGUCCGAACUCGCAUCUAGAAUUUUCGAAAAUUUCUACUCCGACGAUUUCGUGUCCGCAAUUUCCAGCACCCUGGCUCAACAAGACCAGGCCCGGGAACGCAACCAGUCUUUUGCGGUCAUCGCGACACGGGAAAUACUACGGGCGACCCAGGCCCCCGCGUUAGCGCAGGCGGCCGCGGAUGCCGGGGCCGCACGGCAGGCAGCUUCCGCGUAUUCGCCGCAGACAAACCUAGAAGUGUCGAGCCCAGCAACGCUAUUUCGCGUGAAGAAAUCUUCUUGCAAGCUUGUCUACAAGGACUCCAAAACCGGUCUGCUCUCUGGCAGCGAUGUACAAACUAAAUGCAGGAUAUUUUGAUUGUUUGCCUGUAAAAAAAAUGCGCUAAGUAGUUACGUUUUUGUACGUUGCAGCUUCUGAAUCUGAAACAAACUCAGCCCGGUAAGGACAGAGAAAAGUUUUACUGGAAGACUGUGCCAUUGCCAGCUCUCUUUCUGGGAAAAAAAAAUGUUGACGCAGACAAAAACUUCGCACCGCCAACAGGUUUUGACCGAUACGGGGAUUUUUCCGGGCAGAAAUAGCCAGAGAGCAGACGAAGGCAUCGAGCGAGCAGCAGCGUCUGCGGAGUUUUUGGAACGCACAAAAAAUUUGCGGGCCUCGCUUGAUGCGGUCUCCUUUGUGGACCUUCGAGAAAAAGUAUGAGGGAGAAGGAACACGUAUGCCCCUGCCCCGAAAAUCAAACACAAACUCAAACAUACAAUUCUGCGCGCCAUACACAUCCUAGUGCACUCAAACGUAGGACGAGUAAAAAAAAGGCUAAAAAGUUUUUACAAGACGGGCACGGGCCCACAUAAACAGCGGUUUUGAACAGUUGUAUGGAUGUAUUUGUGCGUCUGUUGCUGUUGUAUCAUGCAAUCAUUGCACGACAUCAUCAACAUGCAUCGUUUUUUAUGUUUCUACAGCAGGGUCCAUGUAAAUCUAAAUGGUCACGCCUACGACAGCACGAGUACCAAAGAAAAAGAGAUACGACGGCACGACGAGGUGGGCGGCUUCACGUUUUGCAUGGCAUACAAGCUUAAGCACAAAGACUUCCUAGAACCUCUACCGCGGUUCGAACUGCAGGCUCUGAUCUCGCGGCACGGGCAGAUGCUCCGUGAGAAAGCACUGGAAGUGUACCGCGCGGAAGUUCCCGAGGCCGAACGCAUCUCGCAGCAAGCCGAGGCACUGAAGGCACUCGCGGCCGGAAAUUCGCCAGACGAGAUGAUACAGAUGGACCUGCCCGAGGCAGCUAGUACGAAGCACGGGGGGGCGCUUGAUCUGGGAACCCUCUUGGAGCAAGAUCCGAAGACGAGGGCGGAUAUUGAGGGAGCAGUGGCGAUGCGCCACAUGGUGCGCUUAGUGAUAGAGAGCGGGGGAAACCCGGAGGUUCUAUUCUUUACCUGGAAAACGGCGUCCAAGCGCGAUGCGGACGUUUUUCGCGACUUUACGUGGAUGGCAGUGGAGGGCAAGGACCCUCUUCGUGUAAAGAUGAAAGUCGAUGGAGGAGGUGGACCGGCCUCAGUGCCUAGAAAUAAAAACAAAAGAGGCACCAGUGCUGGUGCAGGAGGCGCACAGAAAGGUCCUCUUUCAGAUCCACCGCGCCCUGCAUUCUCAUGGACGGGGAACCUUGGAACAAACGUGCCCCGUGCUGCGAUCGGGGAAGUCAUCCAAAAGCAUUUGGAUAGAAACGCGGACGCCGUGCUGGCAGAGGAGGUACGCCCGCGAGAACUACAGCAGCUACGAGCGGGAAAGGAGGCAGAGCUGGCGCCUCGCGACGAAACAAGGCCUGUGGAGGAAAGCAUGCUUGUCCCGCGCUCCGUCGGUGACCCAGCGAUGUUCCGAAAAAGCCUUCUAGACCACGAGGACGUUCAUAUUGACGACACUGAUGGUGCACCCGUUAUACUGCCACGUACGUCGACCAGCGAGGGGGCUAGAGAGAACGAAGCCGUCAAAGACGGAAACGAAACUUCAGGAGAACUCCAGCAGGAGAAAACAGGAGAUGUUGACCUGCUCGAGAGCCAAAGUGCCGGUAACGGGGCCAGCGCAACUUAUAGCUGGCUUCACGACGCCCACGCCGGGCCGCCUUGGCCUUCAAGUUCGACGUCUACGUCAUUGUUGCCGAGCAGCGGCCUCCGAUCUCUUGCAGACAGCAAUCUUCUCGACAAAAGUGGGGGUGCUAGUUCGUUCUCCUCGACGAGGGACGAACGUGAAGUGGACCCACCAGGAGCUCCUGCUUCAGCAAAAAAUGCAGCUUCUGGAAAUGAUGUUUAUUCUCCAAGCCUGGCGGAUAGAACCUCAAACUCCGCUCGUCAACAUCUGGGUAUUGAGAAGCGGAUGGAAAUACUAGACUCUGCUGCUGGGGCGCCGCGGCGACACCCUUCGGGGCUAGAGCGGUCCAAGACGUGGCAACCGCUGCCGGAGCUGCAGUACGUCGGCACAGACCCCGCCAAGCUCGACCCGCGCCUUCCUUUUCCCGAGAAAGUGAGGGAGGUUGCCGGCCCCAUUCUUGACCAGUUUGCUGACCAUUUUCGCCAACACGGGUCGCGAAGUGAGAAAGUGCACGCCAUGAAGCUGCACCGUGUGGAGAAGACGCUGCGCAACGACCCCGUUGACGGGAGCUCUACUUCCGGCGCCAGCGCCAUUACUCCGGAGGUCGAGGAGAAGCUGCGGGACGAGAGCCGUCGGAGCCCGUUGCCUAUGUUCAUGAUGUGUGAACUGGGCGAGGCGGAGUGCCAGAGUACGAUCGCCGCCUGCGCGCGGAACAUCCUCGGGCAUGGAAAGACGGCCAAGAUCAACUUCGCGUCGUUCACAAUUCCCCCAGAGAUCCUAUGGCAAUCUCAAUCAUUGACAUUACAUUGGUCGCUGUUCUUGCAUGAGUUCUGCUUGGUUUGUCAUGCAGAACCUCCAGCGGCAGCAGCACCGCCCACCGGCAGCAGCACGUGCAUCUGCAUGAUCAAACAGACUCACAUGACAAGCUUGGGACGCACUGCAUAAAUAGCAUCAAAAUAUAUUCGUUGUUGCAGAGUUCGAUUUGUAUAUGCAAGGAGCAAUGCGCAGAGCUCGAGCUUCGCCUGUAUUUGUUUUCGCGAUUGUCAUGCAGUACAAAUCAGGCAGAGGCAUCAUAGUGGAUGUAACAGCGAUCAGUAGGACGUUUGAGAACGUCAUAGACCGCGCAAAAGUACACAUUUCCCUUUCACAAGAACGACAAGUUGAGCGACGAAGGCGUGGCGGCCACCUCAUCUGCCGUCGCGGAGUUCCGGUUCGCGCUCGCGCGCGAAAUGCUUGGCGUCCUGAUGCGGCAGUACGUGCCCGCGAGCCAACGAUUUUUGCUGCAGCUGGCAGACAGCGAACCGAACGAGAUCAAGUCCGAACGUCUUCUGCCUUUCUUUACCAAGGGGUUCGACGGUGCGCACUGGUACCGGCUGGAGGGGCGUCGCUUGGCUCGGUCCGCGAUUUCGCCGACCGGGUGGGUACCCGGAGGACUGUUGCGCGAUGCGCUGAGCACACCCUGGGAAGCCCACUUGCAGGACCCCAACGUAGCAAAUAGUAACUACGCGGUUGAUGUAGACAAACUCGGGGAGCCACCUGCGAGGCAAUAUUUCGUUCUCGCCGGCCUGUUGGAGCAAAUUAUCUCCAGCGGAGCGACCGACAUUACUGUGGCGCUACUGGAAGAGGCAUAA
Amoebophrya sp. A120 is the source of this 9714-nucleotide messenger RNA. The record is from the annotation of a GenBank genome assembly. Lineage: Eukaryota; Dinophyceae; Syndiniales; Amoebophryaceae.